AUGAAGGGAUCAAUCUCCUAUCAAAUCUACAAGGGUGCUCUCCUCCUCUCGGCCCUCUUGAACUCUGUUCAGGCCCAGCAGGUCGGCACUCUGACGACCGAGACCCAUCCCUCCUUGACCUGGUCCAAGUGUUCCGCCGGUGGUAGCUGCACUUCCGUGACUGGCAGUGUGGUCAUUGAUUCCAACUGGCGUUGGGUUCACUCAACCAGUGGCUCGACCAAUUGCUAUACCGGCAACACCUGGGACGCUACCCUCUGCCCCGACGAUGUGACCUGCGCGGCCAACUGUGCUCUGGACGGUGCUAGCUACUCGAGCACCUACGGUGUUACCACCAGUGGCAACUCCCUGCGUCUGAACUUUGUCACUACUGCUUCGCAGAAGAACAUCGGUUCCCGUCUAUACCUGCUGGAGAAUGAUACCACCUACCAGAAGUUCGACCUGCUGAACCAGGAGUUCACCUUCGAUGUCGAUGUGUCGAACCUUCCCUGCGGCCUCAACGGUGCCCUCUACUUCGUAGACAUGGACGCUGAUGGUGGCAUGGCCAAAUACUCCACCAACAAGGCUGGUGCCAAAUACGGAACUGGAUACUGCGACAGUCAAUGCCCACGGGAUCUCAAGUUUAUCGACGGUGAGGCCAACGUGGAUGGCUGGGCUCCCUCUUCCAGUGAUGUCAACUCCGGCAUUGGCAACCACGGCUCUUGCUGCGCUGAGAUGGAUGUCUGGGAGGCCAACUCGAUCUCCAAUGCCCUCACUCCUCACCCCUGCGACACUCCCUCGCAAACCAUGUGCACUGAAAAUGACUGCGGUGGCACCUACAGCACGAAUCGCUAUGCUGGUACUUGCGAUCCCGAUGGCUGUGAUUUCAACCCAUACCGUAUGGGUGAGAAGUCUUUCUACGGUCCCGGCUUGACCGUUGACACCAAGUCUCCCUUCACCGUGGUGACCCAAUUCAUCACUAACGACGGCACCUCUUCGGGUACCCUGUCCGAGAUCAAGCGCUUCUACGUGCAGAACGGCAAGGUCAUCGGCCAGCCUCAGUCCACUAUUGCCGGUGUCACCGGUAACUCGAUCACCGACAGCUUCUGCAAUGCCCAGAAGACCGCCUUCGGCGACACCAAUGACUUCAGCAAGCACGGUGGUUUGGCCGGCAUGGGGGCUGGUCUCGCCGACGGCAUGGUUCUGGUCAUGAGUCUCUGGGAUGACCACGCGGUCGAUAUGCUCUGGCUCGACAGCACCUACCCCACCAACGCUUCGUCUACCACCCCUGGUGCUGCACGAGGCACUUGCGAUAUCUCUUCCGGUGACCCAGCCACCAUUGAGUCCGCCAACGCCAACGCCUACGUCAUCUACUCGAAUAUCAAGGUUGGCCCAUUCAACUCCACCUUCACUGGCACUGGCUCGGGUGGAUCCAGCUCUUCUACCACCAUUACUUCGACGACCACUAGCAAGACCACCUCUACUAGCUCCACCACUACUACCUCUAGUGGCUCCAGCGGCACUGGUGCCGCCCACUAUGCCCAGUGUGGUGGCAUUGGCUGGACUGGCGCCACCACCUGUGUCAGCCCGUACACCUGCAACAAGCAGAACGACUAUUACUCCCAGUGCCUGUAA
This is a messenger RNA of Penicillium daleae, 1611 nucleotides long. It is a transcript of the gene cbhB, whose product is annotated as putative 1,4-beta-D-glucan-cellobiohydrolyase. The transcript has a single exon. The record is from RefSeq and is a predicted model, not a curated record. Gene Ontology annotation, cellular component: extracellular region. Bases 1 to 1611 code for a protein of 536 amino acids. Gene Ontology annotation, molecular function: cellulose binding; hydrolase activity, hydrolyzing O-glycosyl compounds. Lineage: Eukaryota; Fungi; Ascomycota; Eurotiomycetes; Eurotiales; Aspergillaceae. Gene Ontology annotation, biological process: carbohydrate metabolic process.